AUGUCGGGAUCUUUCGCGCAAUCCGAACACCCGUAUUCAGACCUUCCAUACCCGUUCGGGGUCGUCGCUCAAGAACUCUACCAGAGAAUGCGGACCUACUCCGACUCUGCCCAGAAAGCCGCCGUCACCAUCACAUCCGAGUACUGUCCCCCAGCCACAAUCAAACCUUUCGAAGCGAACAAGCGUGCCAAUCCCGAGAUAUCUUUGCCCAAAAGCCCGGUCCAAGAACGAGAGCAGGAGAAAGAGCGUCAAAGGAGGGAGGAGGCGAGACAGCUAGAAUCCGCACGACAGGAAGAAGAGGAGAGUCGAAGAGAGCUGGAGGUUCUGAAAGCCAGAGCAGAGGAACAGCGGAUACGGAAACAGGCAGCUCACAGAGCAAGAACGGAGAUUAUUGCGCGCAAGCGAGAGGAAUGGAUGCAUCGAUCCCGCAAAGCUCAAGACCUCAGCGAAGAGAUCAACAAUUUCCCAUUACACGACAAGGCCAGCAUCGAUCGUUACCUGAAGCGCUGUCGUCUGCUCGAAAGGGCAAAGCACCUGGAGUCCCAACUUACAGAGUGGUACAGCGAAGGGGGUCUCAAUGAGCGAACCAGAGACAUUGGCAACUCGAUUUACUUCGAUGUGAGGGAGGCGCUCAGCGACGAGAAUCUCGCGCCGAUCCUGCGAGAGCUCAAUGACUCGGAGCGCUACUGGGCCUACUUGCGGAACCCAGACAUUGUCAAAGAUGAGAAGCCCGGGGCGUCCUUGCCGACCAGGGUCAGACUCCGAUUGUACGAGAUCUUGUGGCUUCGCAACCGAGUGAUUGACACGGCUUGGGUGAUUUCAAUGACAUUGCACGAUCUCCGACAAAUACGAAGGCUCAAGGCUCAAGUACUGUGCUCGGCGGAAAUUUACAGCCACCACAAACUCACCUACCCGCUGCAGCUACUGGUCAAUACGAUAGGCCUAAAUGCGGAGCGCAUCAUGGAGGACUACUUCCAUCUGAGACGCAUGUCGGGGCUUUUCUACAAGCCCUCGUCGCGGCGCUUGUUGAAGCUGUUUUACGAAAGCCCGUUUCUCUUCCACGGCGCGAAGCUGCGCUGGCUGAGCAGGAUUGCGAUUCGUGAUGUGCGACAGAACCUUGAAGAACUUGCAGACACCGCCCUCCAGAGGGAUCUGUUUUCCAAACUGCGACCUCUGAUUGCACACAAUCGAGAUUUCGUGGGCCUUCAAAGCUCUUACGCUGGCCUGUUGACCCUGCUCAAAAUCCCCUCCCGUUCCCCACCAGCUCGGCUGAAGAUGAAGCUGGAAGAGGCGUACGGCCAUCUCUCCGACACUCAACGUGACGUUCUGCUCCUGACCGAGUUCGUUAUGCUCUGGUCUGGUGUUCGCAAGCUGUGUUCGGAUAAACCGAACCUUGAAGAAGGCCAUCGUUUGCUGGCAGAGAGAAGUGAUUCUGCCCCGACUGCUUCGUCUGUCGCUCGCUAUAGUGCCGCACAGCUUCGAGCUACUGUCAAGCAUGGCGUACCCUGGCAGACUACUACUUCACUGUAUCCUCUCGGUACGGCGAUCCCAAUCCACUACGUCCUUACGUACUCGGGGCUCCGGAUGGUGUUGCCACGGUUCACUGGCUGCAAGGUCCUGGGCUUUGACACGAUACAGACCGCCAAAACUCAGGGCACUCGCUUGGUCGAAUUUCUGAUUCUUGCAAGUGACCACGAGGUGGCGAUUAUCCAUAUUGCAUUGAUGAACCAGUUGUCCCUCAUCUCGAAGGAGCCCUUUGUUGAUAUCAUGCAAGACGCUUCGAUUUUGAAGGUCGGUGCUGACGUCGAAAACCAGAAGCAGUUGUUGGUGAGCGGUCCGUCGAUUGAAUUGGACGGCGCUGUCGAGCUCUGUGAUCGUCUCAGCUAUGUCUCCCCUUCUAGUGCGUUAUCGUCCAAGGACCGGUCAGGGAGUAUUCUGUCAGCAAUGGCUUCCCAGGUCUUUGGCUGCUCUUUGCCGGCUAUCGACCUUCCACGGGCGUUGCGAGAUCUGCUUAUAGGGACAGAAUUUCGUGCCAUUAGAAGGGUCGGAUCAAUCGAACCUCUCCAGUUUCUUCAUCAUCUCGCCUCGCGCGCCUAUGCUGCACUGCAACUGUACCGAGUUACUGACAACAAGGAGAUGGCACCGGUAUCUAGCUCUUCGGUUUACUCCAACGUUGAUGGUCUUUCACUGGGCCCUGUCUUGGUAUACAGGCAAUCAGGGGUAAACGACGACGGCUUGCCCAGACAACGAUGGCUGCCUCGCCAACGGCUGCUACAUCUUGCCAGCAUUGCAGAACACUGGGCUACAUCAAUCUUCUGGGCAAGAGUACACACAAAAGACUUCAAAAAGCUUUCGAGGCGAGAGCAGAAAGUCAAAAGAGAAAAAGCCAUCAGGAGGCUGACGGCCUAUUGCUUGUUCACGACAUUCAACGAGCGAUUGGAUACAAUUCAGCGGUAUACAGGGAUGCGCUUGGUCGCAACUGAGAUUCUUGCCAUUGUUGAUGAGGCAAAGCUUCCCUUGCGCUCAAGGGAUAUUGAAUUACUCGACUUUUGGCGAAAGUGGAAGCGCGAGGAGAAUCUCUCUCAGGACGAACUGGUUUCUGCAGAUCUCGCUCAUGGUCAUGAAGCCACCGCUUCCUCGGACUCGCCGAGCUGGGGAUCCAGGCGGGAAACGCUGAGCCCAGUUUACCCGCCUCAGGACCAUGCUAUCAAGUCAAUAGGCACACAGCCAGCUUCUGGAUAUCAAGGCGCAGCUCACGCGGAGCAGUCACUGCGGCGCUUGCCUCAGGGUCUACGUAGGUUGCCACACGAUGUCACGCCUCGUGCACUACAAAAGAAGAUUCGGGACCCUUCAACAAUGUCAAAGGCGCCACUCUCGCAUACCACCAAGGCAGGACCGUCCCCACUCCUCUCCAAGCCAGUCCGGAGUGCUCCCUCCCCAAAGCCACGUCUACGCAGUGUAGACUUAUCUGCUGCCCCAGAUUUCCAGAUUUCAACUGGUACGCGAAGCAGUCUGACAGGAGGGCAAAGAAAGCAGCAGACGAAGCUAGAAUCAGGGCAAAGGAAUGACUAG
Fonsecaea nubica is the source of this 3072-nucleotide messenger RNA. RefSeq lists its product as hypothetical. Gene Ontology annotation, molecular function: nucleic acid binding. Lineage: Eukaryota; Fungi; Ascomycota; Eurotiomycetes; Chaetothyriales; Herpotrichiellaceae. Bases 1 to 3072 code for a protein of 1023 amino acids. The transcript is spliced from 3 exons. The record is from RefSeq and is a predicted model, not a curated record.